Molecule: messenger RNA, 1562 nt
Organism: Arachis duranensis
Lineage: Eukaryota; Viridiplantae; Streptophyta; Magnoliopsida; Fabales; Fabaceae
Product: myb family transcription factor PHL11
Exons: 6
Coding region: 503-1348 (281 amino acids)
Molecular function (GO): DNA binding; DNA-binding transcription factor activity
Source: RefSeq, a predicted model, not a curated record
ACACAUUAUAUUAAUACCACUCAUUCAAUUCUCCAAUUUUAUUUCAUUUCUAUCACUACAACACCUCUGUUACAAUAAUUUAGUUUUGGAUUGUCUCAUUUUUUUACAUUAUUAUAAACUCAUCAAAUGCCGCAUUAGACGCUAUUGUAUAUGGUUAUGAUAAUUCGAAUUAGAUAGAUAGAUUCUGCCAUUUUCCAUUAGCAUAUAUCAUCAAUUGCAGAUUCAAGAGAAGGUUAGAUAUAAUAUAAAGUUUUUAUAUAUAUACCUUGUGGCCUACAACUACAAGCAUAUUCACUUCCCUUUAAAAGGGUCUCGGUUGAUUCUGUUUUUGGUCCUUAAUUCCCAAGCUUUUUAGUUACUUUCGGCUUUUGGGACCUGUUUGGCUGCGGCAUAAAGCUAAAGGCUGCAACUUGUGCAACCAAAGAACUAGCUAGCUAGGGACUCAUUACAAAUAUAUUAAGAUUGUUGUUUUUAUUGUGGAGUUGAAAGAAGGAUAAUAGUGAUGGGAAGUAGUUAUGGUGGCGGAAUUGGAGGAGGGGAAGGUGGUUAUGGGGUGGUGAUGAGUAUGACGAGAGAGCCCAAGCCUAGGUUGAGGUGGACAACCGAUCUUCAUGAUCGCUUUGUGGAUGCCGUCACCAAACUUGGUGGCCCGGACAAAGCAACUCCCAAAUCUGUUCUGAGGAUAAUGGGUUUGAAAGGCUUGACAUUGUAUCAUUUGAAGAGCCACUUACAGAAGUAUAGACUUGGACAACAAGCUAAAAAACAAAAUGAAGAACAUCACAAAGAGAACAAUAGAUAUUCAUAUGUGAAUUUCAGCAAUAGCUCUUCAGAGUUUAGCACUAGUUUCAGAGGUGAUAAUGAAAGAGGAGAAAUCCCAAUAGCAGAGGCACUUAGACAUCAAAUUGAAGUCCAAAAGAGAUUAGAAGAACAGUUAGAGGUACAGAAGAAAUUGCAGAUGAGAAUAGAGGCUCAAGGGAAGUAUUUGCAAGCUGUGUUAGAGAAAGCUCAGAGGACACUUUCCAUGGAAGGUUCAGGCAAUAAUCUAGAAGCAUCAAGAGCUCAAUUGACCGAAUUCAAUUCUGCUUUGUCCAAUUUCAUGGAAAACAUGAACAACAAAGAUAGCAAACAAAGCAUAUUAGACAUGAAUGAUUUUUAUAGUAAAGUCCAUGGUUCAUGUUUCCAUAAUUAUCAUGAAGUAAUAAGGAGAGAAGAAAAUAUUGAUCAAAAGCCUAAGAUUGAAGAGGGUUCAAUUCAGUUUGACUUAAACAUCAAAGAUAACUAUGAUUUUGUAUCUGCACGUGGUGCUGGAUCUGAAAUUGAAGCCAAAAUGCUUUCAUAUAGGCUAUGAUCAUUUUGAACCAUCAUAUGUUUGUUUUCUUCUUUUAUAUUGUUUAACUAAAGUUACAUAUUAGGAAUAAAGUUUAUCUGAUAUCUUUGUCUGUUAUGAACAAAGGUUAUUGUCUAACCUUGUUUUCAAAUCAUAGGCUGCUCAUGUUUUUGUGGCAGUAAGAAUUUGGAAGACACAUCAAAAUACAUAUACCAAUAUAUACUCCUUUGAUUAA